Messenger RNA from Gongylonema pulchrum, 1035 nucleotides. The record is from the annotation of a GenBank genome assembly. NCBI's taxonomy places the organism in Eukaryota, Metazoa, Nematoda, Chromadorea, Rhabditida, Gongylonematidae.
AGGAUCUUUUCUCUUUAGCCAGUUGACUGAGCUAACGCUUCUUGUAUCGUGCAAAUGAUUUAGUGAUGGACUUAGUGAGCGAGAACGUUUACCAGCAGAACUGGAUCUGGCCACACUACAGCGACUGCUUCCGGAAGUUGAUGUCUCACGAUUUGUCGGAAACAUCAGUGAUUUCCUGGGGGAAGAGAAACCGACGAAGGAGGAGUGCCUACCUCAGCCUUUACCGUGUGAUCAUACCAGCAAAUACCGCACAUUCUCGGGAUGGUGUAAUAAUCUGAAAUUCCCUCAUUACGGCAAUGCAUUUGCGCCUAUGCGUCGCCUACUGGAUCCGGUUUACGACGACGGUUUCGACAGCCCACGAACAGUCGGACGUAAUGGACGUAAGUUAGCAUCGGCACGGACAAUAUCCAAUGCAGUGCAUGCGGACGCACCAAUAUUCCAUGUGAAGUACACGCAUAUGCUGAUGCAGAUAGGGCAAAUAAUUGACCACGACUUCGCACAUUCUCCGGUUUCCAGAGGUCCCGGAAAUACCAUACUGAACUGCAGCCGGUGUGAUUCCGCAAAAACUUUAUCCGUACACUGCUUCCCGAUACCCAUCGAGCAUGGCGAUCCUCAUUUUCCUCCUACACAUAAUAAUGGUGAACCGCGAUGCAUGCCGUUUGCUAGAUCUCUUUUGGGUCAGCUCACUCUUGGAUACAGAAAUCAGGUUGGUUUAAUUUUGUAUUGUUGCACGGCAAGAUCAGCACUGGUUUUUAUACGUUCUUGCAAAUAUGCAAAUGCAAAAAAGCAUAUUGUGACGACCCCUGUGUGCAUGUGUUUGUGUAUUUGUGUGCGUCUGUCGAGGUAUUUCAACUCAAUAACCAAACAAGCUCCUGCGCUAAAAUUUUGCCAGAGGGUUUCCUGGCCAAGUGCCACCCCAGGACAGCGAUGCCAACCUUCACGCAUAUCUGGGUCUCGCGGACGUGCACGUAAAAGUUUUGGUGGGCAAAUCGCUAACUCGAAAACCAGAAAGGCUGGAAGGCUGAAGUUUUAAGG